AUGUCGACACGGGCGGGUGAGCAGCCAAAGUCCACCAGAAGGAAAUACGUGUCGACAGCGUGCACCACAUGUCGUGACGGAAAAAUCAGAUGCGAUGGUGUUCAUCCAAUUUGUGGCAAUUGCAAAAAGAAGAAAAAGCAGUGUGUCUAUGCUCAAGGGGAGGAUAAGAGACGGAUCCCCGUCCGGAAAGCUAUUCAAGUCUUUUCAGCCCGACUGUCGGAGCUUGAGCAAUUCAUUCGCACGCACGGCUUAGAACCCCCACCACUGAAUGCCAACGAUGCUGCGUUGAUCGACCGCUUGAUUGAAACGUUGCAGCAGCCGGGCACAUCGCCAAAGGAGCAAGUAGCGCCCGGAACGCUGGAUCCAGAGCCUACAGUCGAAAGAGAAGAAUUUGCCAACGAACUAAUCCCGCUCCCUACACCAAUGUCGCAAGAUUCACUGCGGAGGCACUCUCAGCCAGGAGAAUUUCAGAACAAUGCAUCCCUUAGGGUUCCCGAGGACUUUAUGCUUGAUGUUGCCCAGAUGGAUAAUAACCGUCCGAUCCCGGCCCCUGCGGCGUCGGUUGGCGACUUGUUCACCAACUUUACGGACAUGGACGACCAGCUGGCUGUGUUACAGGAAAGCAAUAUCGCCUUUCCUGAGUGGACCACCGACUUUACUGGACUCAAUGCAAUGCCGUUAGGCAUGACAUAUGGCUGGAUUGACUUGCAAGUCCCUUAUCCGGAGGUGGACAUGUCUGGAACAGAUCAGUCUCUAGGACCUGCAACCUCCCCCGAGUCUGUGUCAGCCACCGAUUUGGAUGUGCGACUCGCUCCAGACGAUGAGGGUUCUGACGGUGUGAUCAACGAAAUUUCCGAAAGGAUGGGCACUCUGCAAGUUACUGACGACGGCGAGCUUCGGUAUUUCGGUGCUACCUCAAACCUUCCACUCCGUGACGAUACCGCGACAUUCACACAAUCUGCGGAAUCAACUAUUGCUCGAAACCGCGGUCAAAGGCUGCUGGAGGCUGCAGGGCUCAGCCAGCACGUCGAUGAGGCCCUGGAGGACCAUUUGACCAAUUUAUACUUCACCUGGCAGGACCCCACGUUCCAUGUCGUGGACCGGGAUUUGUACAAACAAGUAAGGAGAUCGCACCGCUCCCGUCCUGGUCGUAGCUCCUACUUGUCAGAGACGUUGAUCAACGCGAUGUGUGCUUUUGGAGCGAUCUACGACACAGGCCGGCAUGAGAACUUCCCUCUCCCCUUAACCAAAUUCUUUGCGAAACGGGCCAAGAUCUGGUUAGACAUCGAACUGGACAGCCCCAGAGUAGCAACCGUGCAAGCAUUGGUGAUCCUGAGUUCCUUUGAGGCAGCAACGACAAACGACGCACGUGGAUGGCUCUACAGUGGAAUGUCCGUCCGUUUGUCGUUCGAUCUCGGCCUCCACCUCGACAUGACGCCUUAUGUGGCCAAGGGUCUAAUGAGCCCGACUGAAGCUGAGGCUCGGAAAAUGGCAUUCUGGGGAAGCUUUGUGGUUGAUCAUCUCUGGGGCUUCUAUCUGGGAAGACCACCUUGCCGCAUCAGCAACCAUAACCCUUCGGUCCAUGAGCCCGCUGAUCAUAUACCUGGCCUGCAGCGAUGGGCACCCUACGGCGUGCUCGAGAUUCUGCCGGAGGCAACGUCAGCAGCGACAAAUUCGCCAGAUCCCACUGGUCUGCUUCCUCGACAAUGGGUGUUGCUCUGUGAGGCCAUGGAUGACGUUAGCCAUGUUCUAUAUGAACGGGCGGAUGUCUCAGACAAAGUGUUGCAGACACUUGCGGAUGAGACCGUCGCGAAACUGGAUCAAUGGCGACGAAACCUGCCCGUUGUGUUGCAGGUCAGUCUUGAUAAGUACGAGAACAACACGAAGUACCUGCCUCAUGUGCUGGUCUUGCACAUGCAAUACUACCAAUUCAUGAUCUAUAUUCAUCGGCCCUUCAUGUCGAAGACAGCCUCAGAUGCAAUCAACUCUAAUAUUCGGCACAUGCAUGCCCGCUCAGUAUGCAUCGAAUCAGCUGUUGCUAUAUCCACUCUCCUCCGUCUGUACAAGUCGAGCUAUCCGCUGCGCUUCGUCAACGUCGAGGUGGUGAGCAUCGUCUUUUCGGCGGCCAUCAUCCUUGUAUUGGCCUCGGUUCUCGACUUGGAGGGGACCGACAAGUUGAACCUACAGCGGCACCUCGACACCUGCUGCAAAGCAUUGGCAGAACUUGGGAAGGCCUUCAAGAAUGCAUCCAGGACUUUGGAUAUUCUCUUGGAUAUCAAGCGCAAGUGGCAGGCGAAGCUUGUCGCCUCGGAAAAGCCCAAGCGCAGGGCUAUCGAGGGACAAGAAUCGGUGAGACCGGGCACCAAGAGACGGAAGUCACAGUUCCAGCCUCUCCAGGGCUAG
Fonsecaea erecta is the source of this 2403-nucleotide messenger RNA. RefSeq lists its product as hypothetical. The coding region runs from base 1 to 2403 and encodes 800 amino acids. Gene Ontology annotation, molecular function: zinc ion binding; DNA binding; DNA-binding transcription factor activity, RNA polymerase II-specific. The record is from RefSeq and is a predicted model, not a curated record. Gene Ontology annotation, biological process: DNA-templated transcription; regulation of DNA-templated transcription. The transcript is spliced from 8 exons. NCBI's taxonomy places the organism in Eukaryota, Fungi, Ascomycota, Eurotiomycetes, Chaetothyriales, Herpotrichiellaceae.